Messenger RNA from Jatropha curcas, 740 nucleotides. Its product is annotated as stellacyanin. The record is from RefSeq and is a predicted model, not a curated record. Lineage: Eukaryota; Viridiplantae; Streptophyta; Magnoliopsida; Malpighiales; Euphorbiaceae. Gene Ontology annotation, cellular component: plasma membrane. Gene Ontology annotation, molecular function: electron transfer activity.
UUACAUUCCAAAUUUUAAAGAGCAAGCUACAGUUUCAUAUUUCAUUCAGGGGCGACCAACCUGACUAACACCGAUCAUGGCUAGCCGGAGUAUGAGCUCUGCCGGAUUUUUUAUCGUUGCAGUGGCAAUAAUAGUAUCAUUACAAGGGGCAAAUGCUGCUACAAGAUAUACAGUAGGAGACGAUUUGGGAUGGACUGUACCUCCCAACAACUCAGUUGGCUACUACGAGAAUUGGGCUAACAACAAAACAUUUCAGAUUGGAGACUCCCUUUUGUUCAACUGGACUGGCACACACACUGCAACAGAAGUAGCAAACGAAGAGGAAUAUAAUAACUGCACAAAGACAGGAAUAGUAAUAGUAACAAGUGGAGUUAUUGUCCCUCUUGCCUCUAAUGGGACCCGUUACUUUGUCUGCUCCGUCGGCAACCACUGCGAACAAGGCAUGAAGGUGGCUGUCAAAGUUGGAAAUGGAAUUGCACCGCCGGCACUUCCUCCCUCCGCAGCUCCAUCGUUCACCGUUGCUGCUACUUCCUUGGCUGUUGCUCUGAUUUCCUCCAUACUUAUCCUCUUCUUCACUGCUAUUUAAUUUGUUGCGCUGUUUGUUUUGUGAGUGUUUAAUGUUCAGAGUGGAUUGUAUUGUAUUGUUUGAUGUAUUUGUAUUAGUGGAUUGUUUAUGGAGUAAUCAUGUAAUUAAUAUUUGUGUUUCAUCAUGUAAUUAAAAAAUGACUUAAUCAUGAAAA